CUUUGUUUUGCUCAGGAACAUUUCCGGUGUAAACCGGAAUCUCUCCAAUCUCAACACAAGCUUUCAGUUAGCUUAGCUUCAUCGCUUUGUUUUUUUAGUCAUAUAUCAUGACUAAAUGUUCAUUUAAAGUUGAUUAACGUCUAAUCUCGCCGAUACUAUUUCUAAAGUAUUCAUGAUUCAUCUGCUUUCUGACUGUUAAACCGCUGAUCUGGAGAUCAUGGAGAAAGAUGUAAAGGCAGUCGUCCCUUCUGCCGUGGGUGCAGGAGCGUCAGUCGGGCCGAUGGUUUCACAGAGCAGGUCAGAGGACGAAGAGUCAGCCGCUGUGAAGAGAACCGCUGCGCAGGCCUUCAGCGGAGCAGGACUGAUCCCCAAACGCAGGAGCUCCUCCAGAUCAAUAAAGAGAAAGAAGUUUGAUGAUGAACUGGUUGAAAGUAGCCUCGCGAAAUCUACCACUCGGGUCAAAGGUCAGCCAGUCAUUGAGCCAAUCAGAUGCACUGGGAGUGACCUCAUGUCCAGCGACAAGAAAAAGGGUUUGAAGUCUGCCAGCUCUCUGACGCCACCUCUUACCAUGGUGAUCGCUCCUUCAUCAAUGACUAAACGCAUGAAGAAGAACAAGCAGCCGCUGCAGAUCACCAAAGACCUGGGCCGCUGGAAGCCCACAGAUGACCUGCUGCUCAUCAAUGCUGUCUUACAGACCACAGAUCUGACGUCAGUUCAUCUGGGCGUGAAGUUCAGCUGUCGCUUUACGCUGCGGGAGAUCCAGGAGCGAUGGUACGCUCUGCUGUACGAUCCAGUGAUAUCAAAGCUGGCGUGGCAGGCCAUGAGACAGCUCCAUCCAGAGGCCAUCGCAGCAAUUCAGAGUAAAGCUCUUUUCGGUCAGGCAGAAGAAGCCCUGCUCGCCAAGAUCACCUCUAACAGUCAGCCCAAGCUGGACGUCUUUCAGGAUUUGCUGAACAAGCAUCCAAAUGUGUUUUACCCAUCUCGUACCGCUAAGAACCUGCUGGUGCACUGGCAGCUCCUGAAGCAGUACUAUUUACUGGAGGAUCAGAGCGUUCAGCCUCUGCCUAAAGGAGAGCAGGUGCUGAACUUCUCUGAUGCGGAGCAGGUGGUUGAUGAUGCCAAACUCAAGGACAGCAGAGAUGAAGUCUUAGAGCACGAGCUGAUGAUCGCAGACCGACACCAGAAGCGUGAGAUCAGACAGCUGGAGCAGGAGCUUCCUCGCUGGCAGGUUUUAGUGGACAGUAUCACAGGCAUGAACUCACCGGACUUUGAUAAUCAGACGCUGGCGGCUUUGCGUGGACGAAUGGUCAGAUAUCUGAUGAGAUCCAGAGAGAUCACACUUGGUCGUGCUACUAAAGACAAGCAGAUAGACGUCGAUCUGUCUUUGGAAGGACCGGCGUGGAAGAUCUCCAGAAAACAAGGAAUCAUUAAACUGAAAAAUAAUGGAGAUUUCUUCAUUGCCAAUGAAGGCCGAAGGCCCAUUUAUAUUGAUGGACGACCAGUUUUAUCUGGAAACAAGUGGAAACUCAAUAACAACUCUGUGAUGGAAAUUGCAGGUCUGCGCUUUGUGUUUCUGAUCAAUCAGGAGUUGAUUUCUCUCAUUAAAGCUGAAGCUGCGAAGAUGAACCAGCCAUGAUGGAAAAACCCACCAGUUCACUUUCCAUUAAAUCUGUAAACGAGACAGGAGACGAACUCUAAUAUCUCUUUACCUCUGACCAGAAGACCUUCAGCACAGCAAACAACUGAGCCCAGAUCUGUUGGAGGAAAAUCAGGUGGAGAGUCAAUAUGCCUGUCACUAAAGGCACAUUCAGACGGAAAGAAGAGUGUGUGUGUGUGUGUGUGUGUGUGGUAGGAUUGUUGUUUUCAGCUCGUGUGUUUUGUUAAAUUGUAUAUUUGGGUUUGUUUGUAAUGAAAUCUCAGUUAAGCUUGUAUUGUCCGAUCUAAGACAGUACGCUAAUAUUCUGCCAAGACAGAACUAGUGUAAAUAUAUUCAUAGAUUAAAGCAGAGCAGUGUUUUAA
Danio aesculapii is the source of this 2019-nucleotide messenger RNA. It is a transcript of the gene mcrs1, whose product is annotated as microspherule protein 1. The record is from RefSeq and is a predicted model, not a curated record. Bases 218 to 1636 code for a protein of 472 amino acids. Gene Ontology annotation, cellular component: Ino80 complex; MLL1 complex; NSL complex. Gene Ontology annotation, biological process: positive regulation of transcription by RNA polymerase II. The transcript has 15 exons. NCBI's taxonomy places the organism in Eukaryota, Metazoa, Chordata, Actinopteri, Cypriniformes, Danionidae. Gene Ontology annotation, molecular function: G-quadruplex RNA binding; protein binding.